Messenger RNA from Colletotrichum tamarilloi, 2883 nucleotides. Its product is annotated as fungal specific transcription factor. Gene Ontology annotation, molecular function: DNA-binding transcription factor activity, RNA polymerase II-specific; DNA binding; zinc ion binding. The transcript has 5 exons. The record is from RefSeq and is a predicted model, not a curated record. Gene Ontology annotation, biological process: DNA-templated transcription; regulation of DNA-templated transcription. Lineage: Eukaryota; Fungi; Ascomycota; Sordariomycetes; Glomerellales; Glomerellaceae. The annotation marks the transcript as partial.
UUAGACACCCUCCCAAUCCCAUUGCGCACAGCGCCGCUUUACAACCACUCCGAUCAGCUCGUCGACGAUAACUCGCGCGCUUCUCGCGCUCAUCGGCAUCCUCUCACCUUCACAGCAAACCACGCCCCCGGACCUUGCGUCCUGACGACAACCCCGCGAGUGCCCGGCUUCGGUGAACACCGACUCAAUUCGUCCAACAUGGACCACAUGGGCUUCCAGAUGCCUCAUAUGGGGGGACCGCCCCAGAUGAUGAACCAGCCGCCCCAGAUUUUUGGCGCUUACACGCCCGACGGCCUGCCCGUCACGCAUAUGCCCCCCGACCUUGCUGCUCACAUGUUUGGGGACCCGUCUACCCUUCUCGACGAUGCAAACGAGGCAAAGAGAAGAAGGAUUGCGAGGGCUUGUGACAUGUGUAGGAAGAAGAAAAUCAAGUGCGACGGCAAGAUGCCUGCCUGCAGUCAUUGCAUAAACUACAAGACGGAUUGCGUAUUCACUCAGGUCGAAAAGAAGCGCAAUCCGCCAAAAGGAGCUAAAUACAUUGAAGGGCUCGAGAACCGUCUAGGCCGCAUGGAGAAUCUGUUGAGGCUGUCAGGUCUUCUUGGCGAAGACGACGACGGUGACACGGAUCUGGGCACACUCGAAAAGCGAUUGGCAGAGAAACAACAGCAGUCGAGACAGGCAUCCCAAGCUGCGUCUAACCCUACAUCUCCGUCCCAAGCAACAUCGGGGCAGAACGAGGCCAUGUCAACGCCGCACAGCGCUAUAACGUCACCCGAGCCUACCAAAGAAUCGCACAGAGAUCCCAAGGAUGCCGACAAGCGCCGGGCCUCCGUAUCCGAGGAGAAGGGUAACGAGGAGGAGGUCGAGGCGCUUUCAGAGCUCAUGUGCUCUCUGGUCACCAACCAAAGUGGCGAGACGCGAUACAUCGGUUCCUCGUCAGGCUUCUCCAUCUUUUCGCCCAAGGGUAUUCAGUGGGUGAACGAGAAGACGGGCGACAACUCGUUCCAGCAAAUGAUUUCCGAAGCUUCAAUCGACGACCACAAGUGGACCGCCUGGAAACCCGAGGUUUUCAGCGACUUGUUCCGCCGCCCAGUCUUCCGGCCACUGCCUCCCAAGACGGAGGCGUUGUCUCUGCUGAAAGACUUCUUUGAGAACUUCAACUGCAUGUUCCCAUUGUUUCAUCAACCCACGUUCAUGCAUCUGGUCGAGCGACAAUAUUCCGACGAUCCGUACGAGGGCACCGGUUGGUGGGCGAGUUUGAACUGUGCUCUGGCUUUUGCCCAUCGCCUGCGUGUCAUGAGUAAUCUUGUACCGCAGGAGGAGGACGAUAAGGCUUGGGGUUACAUGAAAAACGCGUUGGGGACUUUUGCCGAAUUAUCGAUGCGCAACACAGAUUUGCUGAGUGUACAGGCCUUGCUCGGAAUGGCCCUCUUUAUGCAAGGAACUCCCAACCCUCAACCGACAUUCCUUCUGGUCGCCACAUCCAUUCGUCUUGCACAUAGCAUUGGCCUUCACAAGAGAGGAACUGGCUUCAACCUCAACCCCAUUGAGAUUGAGCAGCGUAAGCGAGUGUUCUGGAUCGCUUACAUGCUGGAUAAGGACCUUUGCCUCCGAGCGGGCCGCCCGCCAGCUCAGGACGAUGACGAUAUGAACGUCGAGUUACCCGAUGCUGAUCCGGAAGACAACAUUGGUAACAUUCCUUUGGCUGAUGGUAAGGGUAAGAUGAACCUCUUCCGGGUCAUGUGCGAGUUUGCGACAAUUGAAAGCAAGGUCUACUCUCGACUGUACUCGACCAAGGCCACAAAGCAAUCGAGCGGAGAGCUCCUCAACACCAUCGGAGAGCUCGACCAGGAACUCGAGGAAUGGAAGGACAGGAUUCCGAUCGAUUUCAGACCAGAGCACGAGAUCAAGGCGUCGCAUACGCCUCUCAUCUUGCACGUUGCCAUGCUCCACUUGACUUACUACAACUGCUUGACGACGAUCCACCGCAUGUCAGUCCACCACGGCUACUGGACAAGUCGCCUGUCCAACUAUGCCAUUCAGGGUCUCAACGCCAAACCCCUCAAUCCCCGCGUCUUCUCUUCUGCGGCGCUCUGUACCGCUGCCGCCCGAGCAUCGAUCUCGCUUCUCAAGUACAUGCCACAGGGAGAUUCUCCAAGUGUUUGGCUUAUUCUGUACUUCCCAGUAUCGGCCUUGAUGACAUUAUUCGGAAAUAUUCUGCAGAACCCAAUGGACCCAAGAGCCAAGUCGGAUACCAAGUUGAUGAAUCUCGUGGUCAACUUCUUGUCCAUGCUCGGUCAGGAAGCAGAGACCGGAGGUGUGCACCGUAUGCUCGGAGUGUGCUCAGAGUUUGAGAGGAUAGCCAAGCUUGUCAUCGAAAAGGGGGAGAAGGAGCAGUCUUCGCGGAGGAAACGAAAGAGCGACGCCGCUGUCAAGACGUCGUCAAGUCCCGCCGCAUCAACACACACACCUAGGCCUGUCUCAGUCACCACUCCAACUCCCCAAACCGUGAACGGUGCAGCUACAUCAUCGACGACAAACGGCCAAUUAUCACCAGACUUUAAUGGAGAAGCGAAUCGGAGGAGGCACGGCUUCAGCCCCAUGACGACAACAUCGAUGCGAGAACCAUCGCCGGCACUCCCGUCUGCCGGAUGGCCGCAGGAAUUCAGCAUACCAGAACAACCAAACUUCAACAACUUUGGCGAGAUGACAGGAUUUGCAGGGCCAAACAGCGCUCGAUCGCCGCCAGUAAAUAUGGGCGGGCCGUUCCAGCAACCUCUCCUGCCGCAAGAUCUGUUCGCCCUCCCCAUGACUCUAGAUUGGGACUGGGCAGAGAUGAGCGGCGGUGCGUACCCGACUGUGGAAAACGGCAAUGUGGGUUAG